Molecule: messenger RNA, 2494 nt
Organism: Opisthorchis viverrini
Lineage: Eukaryota; Metazoa; Platyhelminthes; Trematoda; Opisthorchiida; Opisthorchiidae
Exons: 5
Coding region: 425-2335 (636 amino acids)
Biological process (GO): regulation of transcription by RNA polymerase II; cell differentiation
Cellular component (GO): nucleus
Molecular function (GO): sequence-specific DNA binding; DNA-binding transcription factor activity, RNA polymerase II-specific
Source: RefSeq, a predicted model, not a curated record
UUUCGAACUAUUGUGCUGACUAACCAAACACAACCCAAAAUCUCACAUGCACAUGGUGGUGGCGUUGAUGAUUUUACGGAGAUGACGGAUGGACUGUGUUCGAGGUUGAGUUGGUGUGUUGCAUCGAGCUGCAUACAAGUGUAAACAUCCACUCACACAGACACACACACACACACAAACACGUUCGGGAACACAAACGCGCACACACUCCUGCAGAACAUGGAUAACUCAAUCGUUUGAAGCAGAUUUGCUAAAGCAUAUCUAACUGACGGUUGUGAACUGGAUCCUGUUCAGAUCAUUGUGGAAUUCCUUUUAUUUCCCCUAUCGUUCACGAACACGGAGACGCAAUAAAGUCAAUUGUCAUUUCUGUCUGGGAAAUUUCAGUGUCAGACGGCCGAUAGACUUCGGUGUUUGAAAUAAACGGAUGUUGAAUUCGGAACACUUCACUUCACCGCCCAAAAACAUGGUCCAUGCUUCUAUGGAUCACACCACAUUCAAACUUCAGAAAACAUGGCAGGGUGGAGUACCUGAGUUCAAAUAUGGUCAUUUAACCGGAGAAGCCAACAUGCCAGGUUAUGCGAUUGACAUAAUGCGACUCCCAGAUACUCCGCCUUCAGCCAAUGACUGUUGGAAUUCCCGUUCACCAAGCUCCUCAGAGUCCGCUGAAUCAUUCCGAAGCUUAGACUCCCAUUCGCCUCCCAGAAAAGACAACCUUUACACCGAGCUCAAUCCACUUCAGUCAGAAUGUCAGCACAUCGACUCGUCCGCUCAUCUCCAUCUAUUUACUGAUGAAUCUCACAAGCUUCAGUCAAUUCAGUUGCUCCCAUCACCGAAUCCUUCAGGUCCCGAACUCAUGAAACCUCAUGAUCUCAGACGAAGUUCCGUAGAUAAUCGCCCUGCAGUCGGACAGCCUACUUCUGCUUCUAACAUCAGCACCAAACAUCCAGAUUCCGUUGUUCCUUGGUCAUCAAGUGAUAUAAAAAGCACGUGGAUUUCAGCUAGGACAAGCUUUCGACCAAAAUCUCUUCAGCUGCGCAAAUUAAACAAAUCCCCAGUCCUGACAGACACGCCUUUGUCUUUCGCAACACCAACUAACACAAGUACCUUGGAAGAACAACUAGCCAGCGCAGAUAUGGCUUGGAUUAAUGCUCUCGAGUUACCAAAUCUAUGUUUGGAUGAAGUAGAUCGAAUUUUAACAUCUUCAAACUGCUUACGAACACCAGACAGUGAAAAUGGCCCACCGUUUCCUAUGAUUGAUGAUAUAAUUUAUACAACUUUGGAUGAAGGCAUUGAUGCAGAGUCGGCUGUACCUUUUACCAUUUCAACAGACAUUGAUAAUACCUAUUCGAACGUCACCAUGUUGGAACUUCCGUCCCCCUGUACAGUGCAUUCUUCUGUAAACCAAGAGCCCUGUCUACCUGAUUCCCAUAAAUCAAAUGGUAUUGAAACUGUAAUAGAUACUGAUGGAACCUUAACCUGUUCAGAAGCUGAAUACUACUGUGAACAAAUGGAACUGAGGAGAAAAUACCGUCGAAAACGUAUUUCUUUUAAAAGUAAUUGUAAUCGGCGGCUAUUGCAGGCAUUAUCAACGGAGAUAUGGGAAUCAGAGGACGAAUCAGAUACCUCCAAUAUUUCUGAUGCUGAUUAUAAAAAGUCGAGUAAGGCACGUCGAUGUCGACAAAAUUCGCAGCAAUCAGAGCUCCGGUCAACUGAGAAGUUGCCUUCUUUUCGACGGCUAAAAAACGCCCAAGCUGAUGCACAUCUCAAACCUUGGUGGCCAAGAGACUCUCUCCUACUAAGUAGCUGUGAUAAUUCGUCGGCCGAGAGGCAAAUCAGUGCGGACGACUCAGAUCACAUUGAUGAGCUCUGCUGUUCAGAUACUGACAAGCAAACGAUCGAUUCCGGUCACGGAACUGGUGUCGAGUCCGUGGACUCUCAUCAAGUCCAAACUCGCCACUCCAACCAUUGCAAGUCAUCUAAAUCUAGAACCAAACACCACAAACGAAGUCCCCCUCGUACAUCUGCUCGUGAACGACGACGUAGGAAACAAAUGGAACUGUGGCAAUUUAUUCUAUGUCGGCUUCAAACGGCCAGUCAGUCCGCAUUCGAAUGGGUUAAUUCCGCUACUGGAGUCUUCCGAAUAAAAGACACCCAUGCUGCCGCGCGCGAAUGGGGACGAUAUCGAAACAACAGUCGAAUGGACUACGAAAAAAUGGCGCGCGCGAUGAGAUUCUACUACAAAGAUUCGAUUCUGCGUAAAGCGCGGCAACAGCUUCAUUUUCAAUUCGCAAUGCCUUAUGUACAAUGGUCAGAACGAUUCUACGGACCACACUGAUUUCAAGCAACCAGACCCUCCAUCGUUAUCAGUGUAAUUGUAAAGUGUAUAUGAAUAUGUUCUUUUACCGAUUCCUUGACUAUGCUUCAUUCCUCCGCAUGCCUGAAGUUCGCAGCCUUAUUCACUUCUUUAGCUUUUAUGUAAUAAAGCGUUUUCGUU